AACAGAAGUGAAAGAACAGACAGGAAACUCAUCGCCGGUUAAUGAGCGUGUGCACCUGCAGCUUCAGCUUUAAAAAUUACCACUUCUCAAAAAAGGAUCUAGUGCUGAAAUUUACAGCGUGCAUACACUCACACAGAAACAUUCGAGCCUCUUCAGAUAACAGAAACUCAGAACAAAGCAGUAACAGACCGAAAAGAACCAUGAUAAGUCCCAGAACUGUUUGUUUUGUGUACUUUGCAUUGCUCUUUGGAAGACCACAUGCUAACCAUACGGACACAAUCAAUACAAAUACACAGGUCACAUCAGAAAGUGCAACAACCAAUAUCACAUCUACAAUAAAUGGCGCCACACCAACAACCACUGAAAUACAGAAAAUAAACUCUCAAGUACAAACAACUAAAACCUCAUUCUGCACUCAGGCCACUCCUAAACCCGAGGAAGGGCAUUGCAUUUUCUUUCUACCAGCUGGUGAAAAGAACCUGCAACUGAUCGUGGCUGCUCUCACAGUGGGCUGCUUGGUAUUGUUGCUGACCACGCUGAUAUGCGCCUAUCAGGUUUGUCACCUGAGAGGAAUUAUCUCUAGUCUCCAGCCUCGUUACGACAAAAGUGACCGGCAUGCCGUGAGAGAGAAGAGCGAAUCGCCAUACAGGGAUGAAGGCCAAGUGGACGGGCACCCAACUGAGACCUGCAUCAUGCUAUCAGAGGUCACCACACAAGAGGAGCGCAGAGAGGAUGAAGAGAACAAGAGUGAGGAGAAGAAAGACACGGAGCAACUCAGCACUGAGCCGCCUCUGAAAGACCCAAAUGGAGACGUUACCCAAGAGAACAAUCCUGAGCCUGAUGCAAAAGCACCAGAGAGCUCUGACACAGGGGUGUGAUCACGAUCAGACACUUAAACUGGUGUCACACAACUCCCCCUGGUGGCAUUUCAAGUCUGCACCGGCUUCAACUUUAAAGGAAUAGUUCACCCAAAAAUGAAAACACUUACUUACUCACCCUCAAGUCAUUCUAAAUCUGUAUAGGUUUCUUUUUAUGUUGAACACAAAAGAAGAUAUUUUGAAGAAUUCUGAAGAACCAGUUGUUGGUCCCCACUGACUUCCAUAGUAGAGAAUGAAAUACUACAGAAGUCAAUGGGGACAAUUAACUGUUUGAUUACCAGCAUUAUUCAAUAUAUCUUCUUUUAUGUUAAACAUAAGAAAGAAAGUAAUACAUGUACAACAUGAGGGUGAAUAAAUGAUGACAACAUUUUUAUUUUGGAGUGAACUAUUCCUUUAAUUGUUACCUACUGCAUAAGACUCAAGAAGAAAGUCUAAAAUCUGAAAGUAUAAAAAAUAUAUUUAAAUUAGCACUGCAAAUAAGCCUUUGCCACUAUCAACAUUGUUUUUCUUCAUUUUAAGCUAUAACAAUAUUGUAUGACUAUGUUUCAAAUGUGUGCAUUUAUGUUGUCUGUAUUUCAAAUAAUGUAUCUAUUUUGUUCACAAUGCUUAAAAAAAUCCUUAAACUUCCUUAUAUGAGAUAUAUAUUCGAAAAACAAAUAUGUAACAAUUAGACUAGUUUUUGGGGGGAAUAUUUGUAUUUAAUGACUGAUUUUUUUUAAUGCUGAAAACAAUGAAAAAACUAUUUGCCAAUAUGCUAUCCAAUUUUACAAGUAAACUUAUAUUGUUUUUAGGAUGUUCAAAUAUUUUUGUAAAAACAUGACAAAAACUGAUUAGAAAAUGACUGUGCAGUUUUGUGCUUUUGAGGAAUAAAUAUUUUUGUCUUUA
Molecule: messenger RNA, 1763 nt
Organism: Labeo rohita (rohu)
Lineage: Eukaryota; Metazoa; Chordata; Actinopteri; Cypriniformes; Cyprinidae
Exons: 2
Coding region: 42-878 (278 amino acids)
Source: RefSeq, a predicted model, not a curated record